Messenger RNA from Morus notabilis, 3481 nucleotides. Its product is annotated as probable ubiquitin-like-specific protease 2B. Gene Ontology annotation, molecular function: cysteine-type peptidase activity. The record is from RefSeq and is a predicted model, not a curated record. NCBI's taxonomy places the organism in Eukaryota, Viridiplantae, Streptophyta, Magnoliopsida, Rosales, Moraceae. The transcript has 16 exons. Bases 233 to 3268 code for a protein of 1011 amino acids. Gene Ontology annotation, biological process: proteolysis.
UUUUAAUAUAAUUUUCUUCAUACUCGGAGAAAUUGGAAGACUGGAACAACUGGUUCUCUCCAAUUGGCUCUUUCAUUACAGUAGAAAUUAGGGCACGCUUCUCCCUCUUCUCCCUCUUCUCCACCCCCAAAUUCCCUUCAGCUUCCACACAUUUUCUCUCUCUUAAUCCCCUUUCUCACUGCUUUCUCGUCGAUUUCUCUCUCUCUCUCACCGGUUCCGAUCGGAGGCGGUGAUGAAGAGCUCUCCGCACCGAGGUAUGGAGGUGUUCGAUUUCAAGGAGCCGGAGGAGAACUCGGAAUCGGCUGUUGACAAAUAUGACGGGAAAUUGAAAAACCCUAGCUCCGACGACGACGAUGCUUUGAAGUACGAGUUUCUCGGAUUUGCUGCCCAGGAGACCCCAACAAAAGAAACUGGGAGUGCACCUUGUGUAGAUGUUGAUGCAGUCGACUGUGAGCUUAGUUGUGGUAAUGCUACUUCAUAUGUCCCUCUGGAUAAAGCUGAAGAGAAGAUUGAUUCUGGGACCGAGUGUUUCAAUGCUGCCCCACAAUUGCAAUCCUCGAGUCAUGAAGAAUGCCCUGAGUUCAGACCUUUAGAUAAUCAUGGAUCCAGAAGUUUUCUUUCUGAAGCGGAGAAAAGAUGUUCGGACCUUGAAGCCCCUUCCCCUGGGAAAAGCCAGUUGAACUGUGAUCGUUUAGAUUCUCCAUCCAAUAACGAACCUGUUGAUAUGACAUCAGAUGUUGAUCAAAGCAUGAAUGAGAGUUCUCCCUCAAGUCCUGCUUCUGGAAUGGCAGAGGAUGAUGAUUUGUUGAAUAAUCAUGCAAUUGAUCAUUGCUCCGGUGAUACAGAAAUGGACGACAUGAAUACGACCGUUGUUCUUUAUCCUGAUUACGUUAUAUAUCGGGAUAGUUAUUGUACAGGACCCAAAUUAACCUUUUCCAACAGUUACAUCAAACUCACUGGCUCAACUGGGUUUGAAAGCCGAGAAGCCUUUGACUUUGAAUGGGGAAUUGAUGACCUUGUCAAUAUUCAGUGUCAGUGGUUCGAAAGGGCUGAAACUGUGAUGAUAAAAUUAGAGGUGAUAUCGAGGGAUGCAUUUCAAGAAGAUGGUGGACAUGGUCCUUCAGGUGUUGAGGAAUUGAAGAUUGUAGCUGUUGAAUCCAACUGGUCACAGAAGCAGGAUGACAUAGCAUCUUUGCAUCAGAGAUAUAUUGCUGUGUGGCAAUUUGUGCAAGAUAGUUGUAUGGACAUGGGAACAUAUGGGGAUGAUUCGCCUUGCCGGGGGCGUUAUUUUCCAGUUUUUGAUGAGUCUUUCGAAGAAGUUAUCUAUCCAAAAGGGGAUACGGAUGCUGUUUCCAUUAGUAAGAGAGACGUUGAUUUGUUACAGCCAGAGACAUUCAUCAAUGAUACAAUAGUUGACUUCUAUAUCAAGUACUUGAAAAAUCAGAUUCAACCCGAGGAAAGACAAAGGUUCCACUUUUUCAAUAGUUUUUUCUUUCGAAAGUUGGCUGACUUGGACAAAGAUCCUUCAAGUGCUGCUGAUGGCAAGGCUGCUUUUCAACGAGUUCGUAAAUGGACGAGAAAAGUUGAUUUAUUUGAAAAGGAAUUCAUCUUUAUUCCCAUAAACUUUAGUCUACACUGGAGUCUAGUAGUCAUAUGUCAUCCUGGUGAAGUGGCUACAUUUCAGGAUGAAGAUCUAGACAAGUCACUUAAAGUGCCUUGUAUAUUGCACAUGGAUUCUAUAAAAGGAAACCAUUCAGGUCUCAAAAAUCUGAUUCAAAGUUAUUUGUGGGAAGAGUGGAAAGAGAGGCGCAAGGAGACAUCUGAAGAAAUGUCAUCAAGAUUUCACAACCUACGGUUUGUCUCCCUUGAGCUGCCACAACAGGAAAAUUCAUUCGAUUGUGGCCUGUUCUUACUUCACUACCUGGAGCUUUUUCUGGCUGAAGUUCCUUCUAAUUUUAGUCCAUUCAAGAUAACGAAGUCUUCCAACUUUCUGAAUAUCAAUUGGUUUCCACCCUCUGAGGCGUCACUCAAGCGAACUUUAAUUCAGAGGUUAAUUUUUGACCUCCUUGAAAAACGUUCUCGAGAAGUCUCUUCAUCGCCCAGCAGUGAUGAGGAUCCCCUUCCAUAUAGUAAUAGAAACGACGUUGCUAUGGAGUUUCUUUCAACAAGAUGCAAUCCUGGUCUAAGCUGUCAAGACAAUCUAUCAAGUUCCCAAGCUGGGCAGGGGAUUGAGAUGACUCUUUUAUCUUCAUCUUCCAUGAGGCCUUCACAGUGUGUUAACGAUUCUGGCUUGGUUCUCAAGGACCUUUUUGAUCCAGGAGCCUCUGCUGGAUCUUUAAUGGGACAAUGCCAAUCGUUUGACCAGAAAUCAUCAUAUUAUCGUCUAAAUGGAGCCAUAUCACAAUUGGAGGAGGAUACGGAAACUGGUGAACAGUUCAUGUUUUUACCUUCAGGAGAGUCUGGAUGUCAACUGGCGGGAAUUACAUCUCAAACUUGUGGCAUUCCUUAUCCACCAAAAAAUUAUGGUGGUGAUACAUAUGACAUUGGGAUCUCCUUACAAGCAGAACACAGGGAUAUGGAGUCAUCCAGUGAUUGUGUGUCAGAUGAUUCUUCAGAUGUAGCGAUCACCGAGACUUUCCCAGUUGUGGAGCGCUCAAGUCCAAAACAAGAGGAGAAAACUGAUGAACAAAGUUCUCAACCAGUUGAAAAUAUUGCAAUUGUUACAGAAGGCCUUGUUUCUGCCUCACAUGUGUUGCCAGAGGGGCCUGCUGCCGAAGCUUCUCAUAAGCAGGUUGGCAAUGAAGUGUUGCCAGACGAGCCUGAUGGCCAAGUUUCUCAAAACGAUGAUGUGAUGCUGGUUGGCAAUGGAGUGUUGCCAGACGUGCUUGAUGCCCAAGCUGCUCAAAACCAUGAUAUGAUGCCAGUUGGAAAUGAAAGUGGACUGCCAAUUCCCUCCUUCCUGGAAUAUCCUGAUAUGACGAUGCCUCAGGACUCAAUUAGGGAAGACAACGGGGUAGGUUCAAACGAUGGUCUGCAGGUGAUUGAGAAUGACCUGGUGGAUCCAGACUUGCCCAGACAGCAACCUGCGAAAAAGCCGAGGCUUGCACCUUCCUCAGAAGAUUCAUGUCAUGGUGUGCAGAUGAUUGACAAUGGCUUGGUGAUUCCAGGCUCACUUGGACAGCAACCUGCUGAAAAGCUGCGGCUUUCACCUUCUAUGGAGGUUAAAACUAGGGUGGUGGAAAGCCUCGACGAGGAUUCCCAUUUGUAGUCGAGGCAGAAGGGUCAUGUUCUCUCUCUUUUUGGGAAAAGAAGAAAGGAUGCAUAUUUGUAAAUGAAAUGUAGGUACUAGGUGCCAAUUUGAGAUGCUGUGAAUAGUUGUAGGGAUUAUACAGAACCGUGGUUGUUGGAUGGCUGAGUUGAAAAACUUGGUUAAAUUCUUUAGUUCUACGUCUCGUAAUUUAAGCUAUGGUAAAUUACCUUA